CGGUCUAAUGUUCAAGGAAUGGCUUGGGCAAAUAAUGGUGCGAGAUUUGGAGGCCUGGUGGUGCAAUUAAAAGAUGGCAGAACUCUCCAUAAUUGCGCCGAGUGACUCCAGUUUGAGAGUGCAUUUCUUCAAGUGUAACUGAGCUCACCCUAGCAAUUGAAGUCAUUGCCGAGUCUUUGAUAGACAAUGGACUUCAAACUUAUGAGGGCAUCAUCGUCGAACCUGAGAAGAUCGACCUCGUUAAGGGGCCUAGAGGCCACCCAAAAGCUGUCUUGACCUCUUGUUCGUUUCAAUUAACUUGGAUCAGAAGGCAGGUGUUUGCUCAAGGAACCAUUUAUUCGCCUUCGAAGCCUCAACCAUUGGCCCGUUAACCAUCAAUGAGCGACUGAACGAGUUGAAAGUGUUUAAGCGACGCGAUUGGAAUACUGAUUUGAAGUUUCCAUUCCAACCAACGAGCGCGUGUGUGAGUGUGUUUUUCAUUGUAAGAUGCCUCGUGACUCGUUCGGACGAGAAAAAAGGUUCAUCCGAGUCGAUGAUAUGUGAUCUAAUGCUAUGCUCCUACUAGUACUACAACUACCAACACUGCCAGCACUGCUACUACUGCUACUACCACAACAAGAACAUCCGACUUCCAUUGGAGAUUAUUAUGCAUCUUCGGAUGGUCGUGACUACUGACCUAGAAAGUGAAGUGGGUGAUCGUUAUUAUAUUUCUCAUUGUGUCUGACUGGGUGGUUGAGAAAUCCGAAACAAGAAAUUAGUGACGAGGGUGGAUAGUGGAUAGGUCUCUGUGGCGAGUUGAGAAUGAACAAAAGAAGACAAUUAGAAAAGAGAGGUUCAUCCUUUCUCUCCAAAUUGAGGCCUUUGCCAAUUCAGAGAAGGUCUCAUCUAUCCACCAGCUUUGGGGUAGAAUCUUUCAAGCAUGAUCAAGAUCAGAGGGAAGAUGUCAGCAAUGAGCAACCCACCCAAUCGGAAUCCCCAAGAGAAAACUCUCACCCUUCAAGAUCAACCUUAGUACGCAAGGAAUCAACCCGCCUACAAUCUUUCCUCAAGAGCUUCAAACUGAAUCCCAGCGAGCAGAGGCAUCCUUCAGGGAAGAAUGAUUCAGGAAGGGAACUUUCGAGUCUGAGGACUUCCAAAAAGCCCCGAAAUCCUGCCCAAAGAAGUCACAGCUUCAAUGGCCCCGCCGGAGAAUUCCGAGGCGACGAUGCAGGGCACAACAAGGAUAUUCAAUUGGCUCCCAUGCCAAGCGAUCACAAACCGAGGGCCCCGAUUCACACCAUCGCCAAUAAUUCAUCCACUUACUAUCAUAUAGAAUUGAAAAAGCCUACGGUUCGACAUGGGCAAGAUGAUAAUGAUGAUAUUGGCGAGGAGAAGAUUGAAAAUACGGAAGAAUACGAAAGACGAAGACAAGGAGGAGGAGGAGGAAGAGGAGAGCGAGGGGAGGUGAAGGCCUCAAGAACAGGGAUCGAGUUUCACCCGGGGAAGUCUGUUGUUGAUGGUGAUUUCUCGAUUUCGUCGCCAUUGCUACAUGAAUCGCUCAAUCACUCGGCUGUGGAUUACAAAUCAACCAAGAAUUCUUCGUCAGUUUCGGCUUCCCAAUCUCAAUCCUCCUCAGUUUCAAGCGCGGCAGUUGCAAGCCGAGCGAGCAAGACUUUUUCGCCACCGCCCUACACUGGCUCUUUAGGUGAUGAUUUCGCUCCAGAUCUAAGCCAUCCAUCAAAUCUGGAAAGAACCAAAAGUCGGGAGAGUUUUCCAACACAUUACAAGAAAGAUUCGCAGAUCCAGUCGAUUUCAAACUUGAGGGUGACCAGAGACAACGGUUAUCCUUCGCCUCCUUUGUACGCUGGAGGUUUGUACCUCAACCCAAAUCAUCCUGGUCCUUUGAGCCAAAGUGUGGCCAAUGUUCCAUCCUUGUUCCAUGGCAAUCAAGAUAUUCACAACGUGUCCUUCCAAGGGCCAGUUCCACCGGGGAAUCGGCGACUAACCAAAACGAGCUCUUUUUGUCACGGCAUGAAUUCGAACCCUGGAGAGAACGGGCUCCUUGACCAAGCCCGCCAAAACUAUCGAUAUCAAACUUUGAGGAAAGUGGAUGAAACCAGCUCCAGUCCAACUCGGAGAUGUCCCAAUGUACCCGCGAUUGGAUACCGACGACCCUUGGUCCGACGGAGUGCUUCCACUGUGUCGGAUGCAUAUUUCUCGUCUCCAUUUCAGCGUGGGAAUGAACUUCCAAUCACAAAUGGCUCCAACAUGCACAUUUAUUCGCAACCAAACUUAAAUGGCCAAACAGAAAGCCUCAACCCACAAUUGAAACAAGAGGAAUCCCAUCCAUCCAUAUACUCUCCAAACCAACAGAUGGCAGCAUGGAGCUCUUCAACCAUGGGUAGAUCGACACAAAGCCCUUACGCAGUGUCCCGGACAGCUUCUCUUUGCCAUGCGGAGAGCUACCACUCCCUUCAGACCUACCAGCAAAGUAUCCUGCGUCGACAGGAUUUCCUUCAACGGCAAGUCCAAUUAAGAACCUAUGAAUCCGUGAGCCAAAGCCCCAUUGGAUGUUACGGAACACUUCCAUCACGUCGCUCAGCUUUCAAGCCUCCUCCUCAACGCCAAAGAUAUAAUGAGUUGGAGGAGUACGCCCGACAGUAUGAGGACCUUAACACCAGGAGGAUGUGGCACACUCGAAGUGGUCCAUGUCAAUCCCAACCGGAGAACCACCCACGGUGUCCUGGAUAUUCCGAGUACCAGAAUGUGUCCGAGAUGCAGGCCCAGCGUGCCUUGGAUCCUUUUCCCAAAAACUCAAUGGAGCCAACUCCCGAGUUCCACAGGUCGUCGACUUUACCCCGCCCUCCAAAAGCUGGGGAAGGGUUCAAGCGAUCAGCCUUCGAGAACUCCAGGCGAUUUUUCAAUUACAUGGAGGCCCAUAAGACUCAAGAUCCGAAGGUGGGAUACUCUACCAUGUCCUUGCCGAGGAAGAUGCCCGUAAAAAAGUUGGUCAGCCAAUUCAAUAGUCAAAUUGAAAACCAAUCGUCAACCACUAAACCAGUUUGUGGAACCCUGACCAAACGGAAACAGUUGCCAGAUCUGAAUAUGUGUGACCGCCGAAGAUCCAUGCAGCUUGCACCUACGGAUCAAUUUAAUCAAGGUUUCGAGAGAAAAUUGAGUAUGGAUGAGGAUAUUGGGCGACAUGCUCGUCAUUAUCAUAAGCAUCUGCCCAGAAAUUUAGAAGAAGAACGACAAAGUGUUGAGAAGAUUCUUGAAGGGUGGCGUUCCCAAGUCAAUCAGAGGCAUGGAGAGCCGCUUUAUUCCAAUCUGACCGAAUUGGAUCCCAGGAGCUCGUUCAUCGGCACUGCCGAAUUGAUCCCGGAAUUUUGCACGAGCAUGGAUCCAGGAUACUUAGACGAGUGGCGUAUCCAACAACAAGCGGAGCGAGAACGUCUACUCUCUAGCCAAACCAUUCCAACUCCUCCUGCCCGGCCUCCCAAAAAGCCACAUCUUCGGGGUCAACCGAAUCCACUUCCGGUUUCCCGGAAACCCCCGGCUCCUGAUCCGGUCCCUUCACCUCCCCCACCGGCUCUGCCAAAUCGAAUGUCCUCAUCGUUGGCAGACGAUGACACCCAAUCUAUCAACAGUUCCAAAAUUCAUUGGGCUGGUCGGAGUUUGGUGACUCCACCCCCGCCGACCUACCAUAAGGACUCGUACAUGGCUCAUCGUCGGGGUGAGACCUUGGGCCAAGAGGGUCGCUAUCGAAGAACGACGUCCUCGCCGCCAACGGCUGCCAAAAAUGGCUUCUACCCCUCGCCCCCGUCCAUCCAGGAGAUCCACCAGAAUCUUUUGUUCAACAACAAUAACAACAACAACCACCACCACCAUCAGAACCACCCUCAGCACUAUCCGCACCACUCGCCAUCGCCACAAAUUGGAGCGGGCGAAGUGGCAAAUCAUCAUCUCUCCUCGGCGGAUCUGACAGAUGAUCCCCAACACCACCACAACCACCACCAUGCCAAUCUCACAAUAGGCAAUACCGGUUGGGAUUCAUCAUCCCGGACGUCGGAACUCCUGUCCCAAUCGUCCUCCUCGAGUGCUGCUUCAACCGUGAUCUUCACUUCCGAUACUCUAAAGAAACACAGACGAGGUGAAAGGAAUCCCUAUCAGAGCUCAGCCAAGAAACCCCCGGAGGUGGCACCCAAACCCAAGCUCAGUUUGAGCCGUUUGCAUCAGUUCUCGACUUCCAAUUUGAACGAUGCUCCAGAAGGGGUCGCUCACGGAAUGCUACCCCUCCAGUCUGCCAAAAGCACCCCGUCCCUUCACAACAUCCUGCCCAUGGUUGGUGUCCAUGACUUGGAGGCUGACCAUUCCGUUGGCACCAAUCGAUGGAAGAACAGCCUGGAUUCCUUGGACACAGUCUCAACGGUCUCCAGCUCCUCUCCCAGGCAUUCUGAGGUGCCGACCACAUUAGCCCCGGUAGGCCAAGAGUCGAAACCCCCGUUGAGCUCCAGCCCACAUAGGGUAGGACCCAGCCGUCAUCACUCUGCCUCACAGCCUCAACCUCCGACCUCGGUUCACAUGCACAGUCAUAGCGACAGUGGACUGAGUUCGCUGAGUGGACGGACGUCGACUAUGUCACCGGUGUCCACGUUGUCGACGGUCUCAUCGGUGAGUUCGGGGUCCUCGAAUGCGGGGAGUUCCCGAGCCAGUCUCAGAUCUGCCUCGAUCGUGAGCAGUACCACGAAUGAGAGUACAAAUAGUCCGCCAGAGUCGCUCAGUACGAAGCAUGAAGAUCAGGAGUCCAAUGACGGGUCACCGCCUUCCACGGAUAGUGGAACGGGUACUUUGAGGAAAGGACCGCGGAGGAAGUUCCAGGAAGAGAUCGAUUGUGAAGAGCUCUCCCGAGAAUUGGCUGAGCAGCUCGCCAUGAGUAGUGAACUACAAAAUCUUCUAAUUCCGUCUCCAAAUGAGAAGACAUUGGCCGAUUACGUGGAGGGGAUCUUGGAGUUGGACCUGGAGGAUGGUCGUGGUCAACCCCAACGUCGGGUCAGUCGCAAGAAUCUGAGUCCUUCCGUGCUUCGUAAGCGAAUCGAAGCCCUACAAGAAACUGAUGACAGAUCGCCGAAAAGUUUGUCUACCAAUGGCAAUUUGAUCCUCACCUCCAGCACAAUGAAACUUCCAAAGAACAACUUCAACCAUCAUAACAACAAUCACAUCAAUAACAACAGCAACUUCAUCAACAACAACGGCAGCAACAGCAGUCCCAGCCACAAUCAGAAUCGCCCACACAAUCACAAUACGCACAAUAGAAUCAAUCAUCAAAACGGCCAUUCCAACGGCACGAAGUCACCCGAGAGCAACUCCUUCAAACAGCAUGGCGAAGAUUUGCAGAAGAAAAAGGAGGAGCUUUUGGAACGAAUCAGUCAGAAAUUGGAUGUUCUGAGGUCGGAACAGCUCUCACUAAAGGAGGAGAUGGCGCUCAACGAGGAAUUGGGGUUACAGGUCAGCCAUCUGGUUCACCAAUUAGCCAAACCCAACGAGUGUGUCAAAUUCAACCUUCAUGUGGAAGAGAUUGACAAGAUCACCAGCCUCCUUCUGGGAUUAUCGGGGCGAUUAGCCCGGACAGAAAACAGUCUUUCCACCUUAACCGAUGAAAAUCCGGCUGAACGGAAAUGCUUAGAAGGUAAGCGGAAGAAACUCGCGGAACAAUUGGACGAGGCUAAAAGACUCAAGGAAAAAAUUGACCGUCGAUCCGCCACGGUUUCCUCGUUCCUUCACCAGUACUUAAAUGAGGAACAAUAUGCAGACUAUGAUCACUUCGUCAAAAUGAAGGCGAAACUCAUCAUGGACUCCAGAGAAAUUGGGGACAAGAUCAAGUUGGGUGAGGAGCAAAUCAAGGCCUUGAAGGACUCCCUCUACUUGCCCUCUUCGUCAGUGACGCCCAGUCAGGGAAAAUCUAGCCUGCCUCAUGUCGCGUUUUCCACUUCUCCGUCGGUUGUGCCUCCCCCUCACCCAGAGUGAGUAGAGGCCACGCCCCCUCGGAUCUGCCUCAACUCUCGUGUGAGGAACUGAUUUUGUGACGAAAAAUCAGCUUUCAAUCUUAUUGAGAACUCUACUGGAACUACUGUGAUAGAUAAAAAAAGAAGAUGAAUACUUCAAGAGAAACAAUCUGGAGCCUUUUGGGUGAAAAAUAACCAUUUGAUCUGGCGGAGAAUGUCUGAAGUGAUACUUUUAGCAAAGUGGGUCCUGAUCUUCCUAUGCUCACUGCUCUUUCUCUGUCAUUGUUACUUCCUUCGUUCCACGUUAAAUGUGAUGUGAGGGAAUUUUAAUAUUCAUGUGAAAUAAAGCUGCCUCUGGAAACGA
Molecule: messenger RNA, 6345 nt
Organism: Tigriopus californicus
Lineage: Eukaryota; Metazoa; Arthropoda; Copepoda; Harpacticoida; Harpacticidae
Biological process (GO): actin filament organization
Cellular component (GO): adherens junction; cortical actin cytoskeleton; apical junction complex
Molecular function (GO): actin filament binding
Source: RefSeq, a predicted model, not a curated record